CAUCAGGCUGACAGGCCGUGUUUAUUACCUGGAGUGAAACAAGCAACAGAGUAAAAAGCGAGCGGCGCGUGUCCCCGGCUGUCUCCACCCUGUCCCCACCGUGUCCCCCGUUUCACAGCCAUGACUCUGUCUCUGGGAUGGCUGUCGGCUCUGCUCGCGGGGGUGUUCUCCGCUCACAUCCUUCAGACACUCUGCUUCCCGUACUUUUGGAGGGACCUGCUCUUCCUGCUGAAGGUGCUCAGGUACGGCGUGAGGCUCGAGCUGUCCAAGCUGACCUCCAGCCCGCGCACGGUGCUGGACCGGUUCGUGCAGCAGGCGCAGCGGAUCCCCGACAAGCCGUUCGUCAUCUACGAAGGACACGUGCACACGUACCGGGACGUGGAGCUGCGCAGCAACAGGCUCGCCAACGUUUUCCAGGAGAGCGUGAAGUUGAGGAAAGGAGACUGCGUCGGCUUGCUCAUGAACAACGAGCCCGACUUCCUGUGCGCGUGGUUCGGGUUGGCGAAGGUCGGCUGCUCGGUGGCGUUCCUCAACACCAACAUCAGGUCCAAGUCUCUGCUGCACUGCUUCAACUGCUGCGGAGCCAAGACUCUGGUCGUGGGUUCAGAUUUAGUGGAAGGUCUGCACGGCAUCCUCGACGUCCUGCUGGAGAGCAACAUUCAGGUGUGGGUCAUGGGGGGUCAGGGCGAGCACCCGCGGGUGCACACUCUGUUGGAUAAGUUGGAUGCUGUCUCCGACCAGCCCGUACCAGCGGCGUUGCGUGCCACCACCUCCCUCAAAGCCCCCACCCUCUACAUCUUCACCUCUGGAACAACUGGGCUCCCUAAGGCUGCAGUGAUCACUCACCUGCAGAGCUUGAAGGCAGCAGCAGGGUUUUGGGCGUUUGGAGCUACUGAAGAUGACGUGAUGUACAUCCCUCUACCGCUCUACCACAGCGCAGCCUCCUUGAUCGGUAUAGGAGGAACAAUAGAGCUGGGUGCGUCCUGUGUCUUGAAGAAGAAGUUCUCAGCCUCCCAGUUCUGGACUGACUGUAGAAAACACAAUGUUACUGUUUUCCAGUACAUUGGGGAACUCUGCAGAUACCUCUGCAACCAACCCAAGACAGCGGGGGAUCAGGUUCACAAGGUGCGGAUGGGGGUCGGGAACGGACUGCGGCAGGACGUGUGGCGAGAGUUCCAGAGUCGCUUUGGAAACAUUAAGAUGUGCGAAGUGUACGGCUCCACGGAGGGAAACCUGUGUUUCAUGAACCACAUCGGCAAGAUUGGAACAGUGGGCCGCUCCAACUUCUUCUACAGGCUCCUGUUCAAGUAUGAUCUGGUGAAGUACGACAUGGUGAAAGAUGAAGCAGUGAAAAAUUCCAAUGGCUUCUGUCAGCGAGUGGAAAAGGGUGAGACGGGGCUUUUACUGUCCAAGGUGAGCGCCUUGAGUCCAUUCUUUGGCUACGCUGGAAGCAAGCAGCUGACUGAAAAGAAGCUGAUGAGAAACGUCUUCAGCAAGGGCGACGCCUACUUCAACACGGGCGACCUCAUGGCUGAGGACCAGGACGGCUUCAUCUGCUUCAGAGACAGAGUGGGGGACACCUUCAGGUGGAAGGGUGAAAAUGUAGCAACGACGGAGAUAACGGAGACUCUCGGGCUGGUGGACUUCAUCCAGGAAGUCAACGUGUAUGGAGUGGAAGUGCAAGGGCACGAGGGGAGGGUGGGGAUGGCCGCCGUGAUCGUUCGAGCAGGCAUGGCGUUCGAUGGGGAGAAGCUGUUUGAGCAUGUGACCAGGGACAUACCGCCGUACGCCCGGCCGCUCUUCAUAAGGCUCCAGGAGGUCAUGGAGAUGACCAGCACCUUCAAGCAGCAGAAGUUCCAGCUGGUGCAGAGCGGCUUCAACCCCUCUACGACCUCCGACCCCCUCUAUGUGUUGGAGUACCAGCAGAAGAGCUACAUUCCUCUCACAGACAGAAUCUACCAGAGCAUCCAGGCCGGAGAGCGCAAGCUGUAGGAGCCUCAGCGCGGCCAGGGAGGAAGUCGGCACAGAAGCCCCGGG
This is a messenger RNA of Pungitius pungitius (ninespine stickleback), 2037 nucleotides long. RefSeq names its product solute carrier family 27 member 6 (gene slc27a6). The record is from RefSeq and is a predicted model, not a curated record. Bases 121 to 1992 code for a protein of 623 amino acids. Lineage: Eukaryota; Metazoa; Chordata; Actinopteri; Perciformes; Gasterosteidae. The transcript is spliced from 10 exons. Gene Ontology annotation, molecular function: long-chain fatty acid-CoA ligase activity; long-chain fatty acid transmembrane transporter activity.